AAGAAGAAAGAAAUGUUAUGAACCAACCAAAUAUAACAAUCCUAGAAUUUUUUUUUGAUAAUGAAUAAUCCUAGAAUUUGAUAUCAAAGAUUACUGGAAUAAAACAUUACAACGCGACCAAACGGCCCUAAAUCAGGCUCCGUAUAUACGUAGGUCCAACAUGGUUGCAUCAAAGAUUGUAAUGGCGUCGCUGUCGCUGACCCACCGUCGUGCUCUAACGUGCGCCGUCACGGCCUCAGCCGCUUAUCCUGCGCGCCUGGUGCCACACCCACCGGACCUCAUCAAGUGGGUCAGGAAGGAAGGUGGGUUCGUGCACCAGGCUGUGAAGAUAGCACAGCAGCACGAUGAGACCAUUGGUCUUGGACUCGUUGCCUCUGAAGAUAUCCCAAAAGGGUCUGACCUUAUUGCUCUUCCUCAUCACAUUCCAUUGAGCUUUGAAUUCGACCACUCUGUUUUGUCCAACUUGGCUCGUAAAGUUCCAGAGGAACUAUGGGCAAUGAAAUUGGGUUUGAAGCUUCUGCAAGAAAGAGCAAAGGUUGGAUCCUUCUGGUGGCCAUACAUCAGCAAUCUCCCUGAAACUUACAGCAUACCCAUCUUCUUUCCUGGGGAGGACAUAAGGAACUUGCAAUAUGCUCCUCUUCUUCACCAGGUAAACAAGAGAUGCCGGUUUCUUCUUGACUUUGAUCAUGAAGUCAGACAUGCGCUUGAAAAUCUGAAACCAGAUGAUCACCCUUUUGGUGGCCAAAACGUAGAUGCAUCCUCCCUAGGAUGGGCAAUGUCAGCAGUCUCUUCUAGGGCAUUUCGUUUGCAUGGUAAAAAGCUUCUAGAUGGAACCCACAACAAUGUUCCCAUGAUGCUUCCUCUCAUUGACAUGUGCAACCAUAGCUUCAAUCCGAAUUCCCAAAUUGUUCAAGAACAAGAUGCAGACAACUUAAAGAUACUAGUAAAGGUUGUGACAGAAACAGCGAUCAAACAAAAUGAUCCUUUAGUACUUAAUUAUGGCUGUUUAAACAAUGAUCUUUUCUUGCUUGAUUAUGGAUUUGUGAUACCCUCAAAUCCCUAUGACUGUAUUGAACUCAAAUAUGAUGGAGCUCUUUUGGAUGCUGCAAGCCUGGCUGCCGGAAUUUCUUCACCCAACUUCUCUGCUCCAGCUCCAUGGCAGAAAGAAAUUUUAUCCCAGCUAAAUUUAGAAGGGGAAGCUCCCAUUCUCAAGGUAAGCCUGGGAGGUCCAGAAUUAGUAGAGGGCCGCUUAUUGGCAGCCUUAAGAGCUCUCCUAGCUAGUGACAUGGAAACAGUGCACAAGCAUGAUUUGAACACACUCAAAUCUUUAUCUGCUGAAGCUCCUCUUGGUAUUGCAAAUGAAGUAGCUGCUUUCCGCACCAUUAUUGCGCUCUGUGUGAUUGCAUUGGGACACUUCCCCACAAAAAUAAUGGAUGAUGAAUCCCUUUUGAAGCAGGGUGUCUCAGGUUCAACUGAGUUGGCCAUCCAAUUCAGAAUGCAGAAGAAAUCUUUGAUUAUAGAUGUGAUGAGAAAUCUCACUAGAAGGGUGAAGUCACUCUCAUCAAAAGGAGCAACAGCUCAAGGCUAAUUUAUUAUGGUGGAAGUCAUUUUCAUGGUGGCUUGUUUGCUCUCAAUAAUCUCACUAUGCUGAAAUUGUCAUGUAUGUUGUCACUACUCAUUUGUUCCUUUUACCUUUCUUGUGAUUUUUAUUGCCUUUAUCCUCUUUAGUAACCUGAUGAUUAUGUUUCUAGAAAAUUUUGACUGUUUUACUGGUGAUACCUCCUAGCUCGGUUCUGUUUUAAUCUGGUCUUGAUUAAACUUGUACUCUCUAUUCUAGUUAUCCGUAUGCCAUUAUAAAGCAAAUUACCGAACCAGCUUUUAAAUUUGUUUA
This is a messenger RNA of Quercus robur (English oak), 1891 nucleotides long. RefSeq lists its product as uncharacterized. NCBI's taxonomy places the organism in Eukaryota, Viridiplantae, Streptophyta, Magnoliopsida, Fagales, Fagaceae. Gene Ontology annotation, biological process: peptidyl-lysine monomethylation. Gene Ontology annotation, molecular function: protein binding; protein-lysine N-methyltransferase activity. The coding region runs from base 161 to 1588 and encodes 475 amino acids. The record is from RefSeq and is a predicted model, not a curated record. The transcript has 5 exons.